Macrobrachium nipponense is the source of this 498-nucleotide messenger RNA. RefSeq lists its product as uncharacterized. The transcript has a single exon. Bases 1 to 498 code for a protein of 165 amino acids. The record is from RefSeq and is a predicted model, not a curated record. NCBI's taxonomy places the organism in Eukaryota, Metazoa, Arthropoda, Malacostraca, Decapoda, Palaemonidae.
AUGGAUUUCUUCUCAAGCCACCACCCACCAACCCCUAACAGGCGCCACCCACCCCCUAUCCCCCACCGUUGCCACCACCCACCGACCCCACACCGGCACCACCAACCACCAACCAUCCACAGGCAUCACGACCCACCGACACCCCACCGACGCCAUCACCCACCGACCUCUCACCGACACCGCAACCCAUCGACCCUACACUGGCAUCACAGCCCACUGACCUCCCACCAGCAUCACCACCCACCGACCUCCCACCAGCAUCACCACCCACCGACCUACCACCAGCAUGGCACCACCACCCACCGACCCUCCACUGGCACCACCACCCACCAACUCUCCUUUGAGCAGGCUUACCACCCACCGACCCUCAACCCCUGGCACCGGACCCACCACCGACCGGAACUCACGUGGCACCACCACCCACCAACCCUCUCCUUUUGGCCACCACCACACCGACCCCGGCUCCAAACCGGCAUAACACCACCCACCGACCCUUAA